AUGUCGACCGGUCAAUGGGAAAUUGUUGGAAAAAGCAAAAAAUCUCAAAAUGGUAAGGUAAAAAAUGUGAAAGAAGAUGAGAAGAAAUCGCAAAAAAAUCUUCCUAAACUUGAAGAUAUUGUACCUCAUUCUCAAAUAAAAUCAUUUUACGCGGGCAUGGAAAUAGAUGAUACCCGAAAACCGCCAAAAGAGAAAAAGAAGGAGGGCGACAAAAAGGCUAAGAAGCAGCAGGAUAAGAAAGCUGAACCCCCUAAACCUAAGCCACCUAAAACCAUUGAGGGAGCUUUGGAAGCAAUUGACCCAGCAGAACUUGCAAAUAUAAUAACAACUAAUAAAAUACGAUUUUCUAAUGCUCCAUUAGUUUGGCUGAAAGAAGUGGCCAACUAUCUCAAUUCAAAAACACAAAUAGAUGUUGAUGAUCCUACUUUCUUUAACUAUCCACCAACAUAUCCACUUUGUGCUAUUCCUGCAGAAAUUAAGAGCAGCUUGGAAAAUGUUUUAAAAGAUGCUGGGAAAGCCAACAAUCAACUAUUUUUUGAUGUUACUCUCACUGCAUUAGCUAAUGAUAUGAGUAGAGGUCAGUUAGUAAAUGGGCACAGGCUUCUCUUGCAAAUGCUUGCUCUAGAGUUUCCUGACUUCUGCACAGCAUCAAUUCCAAAAAGUGUCAGCUUAAGAAACUCUUACCAAAACCGGCCUCCUAUUGGUCUUUCGUUAUUAUGGGCAUAUGGACAAGGUGGACACAACGAUUUUGCUGUUGGAAUGAAAGCCUGGCAGGAAUUGUUCCUUCCUAUUAUUGAGUUGAAAAAUUAUUCAAAGUAUGUUGUAGCAUAUUUAUCUAAGCUCUUGGAUAGACAUGGGAACAUGGACAGCUCUAAAAUUAGCCACGAGCAACUUUUAACAAUGUUCGAUUUGAUUAAUAAUAAGAAAAAUAGUCUAUCUAAAGAGUUGUCAAGUGACCUUAUCAAACAAUUAAGUAAAUAUAAGGAUAUAUUUUUCAAUAAAAGCGGCAAUAAGUUACAAGUGACAUUUAACCAACUAAUGAAGAAAUUACCCAAUCAAUAUUUAAGUGGUACUAGUUUGGAUCCAUACAACAGAGUUCUAGUUGAAACUUUAGUAGAUUGUUUGGGACAUGAUGAUUCGUGCAAUGCAACUUGGAGACAAUUAUUCCAUAAAUGUACUAAGCAAUCGGCUACUCUGCUUGAUUUUAUUGAUAGCAAUUGGACAGAAGUAAAACCGAAGUUGAAGCUGAAAUCUUUAAAAACUACAGUGAUCGAGUAUAAAGAAAUCAGCAAAGAUGCAUUAAAAGGAAAGAAAAAAGAUGAGACAGUUGUUAAGGCAAAUAAAAUAUGCCAGGAUAUUCUAGACAGGAUGACGAGUACUAGAAGGUUCCCUUGGCUGUGGGCCAUUUUCAUACUGUUGGUUACCAUUGCUGGAUUAGUCACAUAUGAUGUCUCUACAGUUGGUGGCAAUUUUCCCAAAAGUAAGACUGGACGGUUGAUGAAAGAUCUAGGCGUCCUAGAACAUAGUCAGAAAGCGUGGCAAAAGACAUUGUCGACUUCAGCACGUGGCUAUAUUUGGCUUGAAACCAAUACUCCGAUCUAUUAUGCUCAAACUGUUGAAAUUUGUAAACCAUAUUCACAGCUCUCCAAAGAUGUGUUCAUAUUGACUAUGAAGAAAGUUGGAAUACUUUAUGACAAUGUUAGAGAGUAUGUGGUAGAGAAGACACCUGUAGUUGUUGCUACUAUUGAACAAUAUGCCCCAGGAAUGAUAGAAAACAUUCAAUUUUAUACAUCAUAUGCAUUUGCUACAUUGAAAAAGUAUGUAACAGACUAUUAUAUUUGGAUGGCAGAAUAUUUGAAGACUAAAGUUUUUGUAGGUGAAUGGGCACCUGAGAUUCUGCAAAAUAAAACACAAGUAGCAUUGAAUGCAACAAAGUUCCACAUGUCAUCAUAUUUCCACUGGUUCAGAGAACAAGUCCAUGUGUACUCGGAGAUACCUUGA
Messenger RNA from Parnassius mnemosyne (clouded apollo), 2001 nucleotides. NCBI's taxonomy places the organism in Eukaryota, Metazoa, Arthropoda, Insecta, Lepidoptera, Papilionidae. The record is from the annotation of a GenBank genome assembly.